Molecule: messenger RNA, 2218 nt
Organism: Musa acuminata subsp. malaccensis (wild Malaysian banana)
Lineage: Eukaryota; Viridiplantae; Streptophyta; Magnoliopsida; Zingiberales; Musaceae
Product: rop guanine nucleotide exchange factor 7-like
Molecular function (GO): guanyl-nucleotide exchange factor activity
Source: RefSeq, a predicted model, not a curated record
GUCCCCACGGUCGUCCUCUCGUUGCUCUUCCUUUUGCCGAUUGCAGAAAUGGUCACCUUCUUUAGGGGCCAGACUAGUCCCUCCUCCAGCAAGCAAGCAAGCAGGCGGAGAGGACCCCAGGAAGCACUACAUCUUCCCCUCGGCCAACUUUAGCCAACCACCGCCCUCUCGGUGUCAGGACUAUUAAGCGUGGGCUUUGUGUGUGUCUGAGAUCACCGUGAUUGUUGGGGAAAAGGCUCGCAAUGGAGGAUUCCGUGGAGAAAUGCGGUGACAGGGAACAACCUCUCGAUUACGUUGGCCGAGAGCGCAAGAUCAUGCUGAGUUACUCGACGGAAGACGAGCGUUGCGUGAGCAGUUCAAGCUUUGAGACCUCGCCAGGCGAGGACGCACGAGGCGCGAGCGGCUCUGAGGAAUCGCUGCCGCCGUCGGUGCCAUCGAGUUGGCCGACGCGGAAGUCCUCGGAUUCUGAUGCAUACGCGGAUGAUGAAAGAACCGAUUCGAAUGAUGCGAAAGCUGAUAAGCUCAGAGGUUGUGCCUCAGAUAUUGAGUUGAUGAAGGAGAGGUUUUCCAAACUGUUGCUGGGAGAAGACAUGUCAGGCUGCGGGAAGGGAGUAUGCACUGCACUGGCAAUCUCCAAUGCCAUCACCAAUCUGUGCGCCACGGUGUUUGGGCAACUCUGGAGGUUGGAACCUCUGCCUCCCGAAAAGAAAUCCAUGUGGCGAAGGGAGAUGGAGUGGCUUCUUUGUGUUAGCGAUCACAUCGUGGAUCUGAUGCCCUCUUGGCAAACAUUUCCUGACGGGAGCAAGCUCGAGGUCAUGACUUGCAGACCAAGAUCAGAUUUGUACAUCAAUCUGCCAGCACUGCGAAAAUUAGACAACAUGCUUCUCGAAAUACUAGAUAGUUUCAAUGAUCCCGAGUUUUGGUAUGUUGAUCAAGGUAUAGUGGCACCGGAUUCUGAUGGCUCGGCCUCUUUCAGAAGAACACUUUUCCGGCAAGAAGAGAAGUGGUGGCUACCCGUACCUCAUGUUCCACUUGAUGGUCUUCAUGAAAACACAAGAAAGCAGUUGCAGCACAAAAGAGAAUGUGCAAAUCAGAUUUUGAAGGCUUCAAUUGCUAUUAACACUGAUACUUUGGCAGAAAUGGAGGUUCCCGAAACUUACCUUAGUUCGCUUCCCAAGAAUGCAAGAGCGAGCUUGGGUGAUUUGAUGCAUCGUUAUGUUACUUCGGAUCAGUUUUCGCCUGACUGUCUUCUCGAUUGUCUUGAUUUGUCCUCCGAACACCAAGCUCUGGAAAUCGCAAACCGUGUCGAGGCAUCAACGUACAUUUGGCGUCGAAGAAGGGUGGCCAGACCUGUAAGCAACAGGAAUGGCAUCGCCACCACCAAAUCAUCCUGGAGAACCGCCGUCAAGGACAUGGUUGUGGAUGCUGCAGGAAAAAGAGAAUUAUUUGCUGACAGAGCUGAGACUAUCUUGCUCUGCCUGAAGCAGAGGUUUCCUGGUCUGACACAAACCGCACUGGAUGUGUGCAAAAUCCAGUUUAACAAGGACCUCGGGAAAUCCAUUCUUGAAAGCUAUUCCAGAGUUUUGGAGAGCCUUGCAUUCAACAUUGUUGCUCGCAUCGAUGAACUGCUGUACGUAGACGACUUCAGCAAGAAUUCAGACCACCUGUUGGAUUCCAGAACCGGUGUCAUCGCCCACCAGAAAGCAUCAUUUCCAUGCUCGGCGCCUACUUCAGACACUGCAUUUGCGAGUGCUCAUUCCGCACCAGGUUUCUCGCCUGCACCGUUAAUUAGUUCUACGAGGGAAGAGAGCCCUGUCUUCGUCGACGGUAAGUCUCAUAACCAUGGAUUUGGUGUGAAGAAAAUAUUGACGAAUUAUCUCCGUGUAGAGGUGAAGGGAAAAGGCUCUGUCAAUGUUGGUUCGGGCAGCAGAGUCGAUUUCAUGCAUGAACACUGAAGCCUAGGAAGCAUCUCGAGAACAGAACUCAAGAGAGCAGAGAGGGGCUCGAUACCAUGAAUCCAGAGUCAUCACGAGUACUCUGGUUCUAUAUAGAUUGUAACUUUCUUGGCGUGGUGGCUGGUGAUUAAUAUGUUACAGUAGACAUUGCAGAGUUGGCUGGCAAACGGUUUGCAUGCGUGUAGAAGUAUUCUAUCGGGCAACUUUGAGCUUGCAAUUUUCUUGGUGUUUGGUUAGUAAUCGUCGGCCUGUGCACACUGCAG